This is a messenger RNA of Anisakis simplex (herring worm), 990 nucleotides long. NCBI's taxonomy places the organism in Eukaryota, Metazoa, Nematoda, Chromadorea, Rhabditida, Anisakidae. The record is from the annotation of a GenBank genome assembly.
AUGUACUCUGCGGGAAGGUCAAAACGAUCGCACAUGAAUGCGUUGGUGCACAAUGCGCGUAUCGCGGAUGCUGAGGGUGGUUCGGGGUCGACUGGUUUCCUGUCGUCGGUAUCGCUAUCGGGUGAUGUACUCUGCGGGAAAGUGAAAACGAUCGCGCAGUACGAUGAGGCUGCCUCCGUCUCUGGUGCAAUGAAGGUAUUACGUUCGAUGGUACAAGAAUGUGCGAAAGAUAUUCAUCUGAGUUCAAAUGCAAUCGCCGAUCAACUUAUCGUUAAUAUAUAUCGAUGGAUUCAUUCGCCACGAGCGCUUCUCUAUGAACCAGCAAUCGCGCGUGCCGUCGAUAUUUUAGUGACAAAAUUGUGUUUGUUACUCGUUGCUGAGAUCACUCGUAUGGGUGGUGAAGUGUUGCACGCAUCGCAAACACGAAUGAUCAUUUGCACGAAACGUGCCAAUAAACAACUCGCAACUGCAUUCAUAACGUCGAUGAUAAGCACACUCAAACAAAAUCCUUUAUUUGCUGCUUUGUACAUUUCACCGAUCCACUUUUGGAAUAUUCUUUUAUGGAUGGAUAUUGAGAACUAUGCGUGUAUUGAAUUUGCUGAUGUUGGUGACGAAGAGAACGGUAAGGAGGAUCGUAUAACGUCGAAACUCUCUAUCGCGGAUUUAUUGCCCGAGGAAGCCAUGUGCAAGUCGACAUUUUCACGAAUUCUUCUCGAAUAUAUGCAGACGAUUGCCACUAAAAUGAAAUCUGAGGUGUCUGGUGAAGAGUUGGUGGCUUAUCGAGAGGACUUAAUAAGAAAUGAAAUUAGUGAACGUUUAUUCGCCAUAUUCAGCAAGUUAGCAAUAUACAAAAAAGAUGUCGCAAUGCCCGAUAGGACGGCAUCACGAGAGACACUCCACGAUGCACCUCUGCAACUCGCGAAAUGUAUUAUUCAUUUCUUAUCAUUCGACGAAAAAGUUGCGCAAACCGUUGAUAAGGUUAGCUUAUGA